AUGAAUGUUCAAGCUUUCGUUAGUCCAAAUAUCAUCACAUUAUCUGUUAAUGAUAAUGAAUAUCCUCCAAUCAACAAGACAUUUGCAAUAUGGUCUUAUUUUUUUGAGAAGCAUCUUUGGAAUUAUGAUUACUUUGUAGUAAUCGAUGCUGAUACCUAUGUUAAUGUUGAACAACUAAGUCUUAUGUUGAAACAACUGAAUUGUCGCGAAUGCUACAUUGGUUUUCCUGCAAUAGGUCAAAGCUACGAACGCAAGAAUUUGGAUCUUCAUGUACCCUAUUGUCUAGGCAUGGGAUAUGUAAUAUCUCGUGAUACUCUUUUAAGAUUUGGUCCUCAUAUCAACACUUGUCAAAUGUCGACUGUUUCUCAACAUUCAGAUACUGAAUUAGGACGAUGUAUCUAUCGUUAUGGUAAUGGUUUGGCUUGUACACGCGCCACAAGUCCAUUUGAACGAGUUAUGUACACUGUAAUAGAUAAGAAUAAGAUUGCUUGGGUGAAACAUAAUGCUCGUAAGCAGCUUCAGAUAGACUUUCCAGAAUCACCACCAACUAGUUUUUUUCGAGCUGCUAUGAUUCAUCCUCUUAAAAAACCACAAUUUUUUUAUCAAUUCCAUCGGCAAAUCAGUCUUGGAUUACGACCUAUUCUUCCAUCUGCAUUCACUACUAAUAGCUGUGUAGCUAAUCCAGUUAUUCAACAAGAAACUUAUCCUCGAAGGAAAUAUAUACCUGAAUGUUCUUCACCACAAAUAAAACAAUCCUUCAAUAUAAACACUCUCGAUGCAUAUGUGAUCACCCUGCCAAGUCACGAUGAACAUAUAUUGGAGUUAACCAAGGCUUUUUAUCAACAUGGUAUUUCAGUAAAACCAUUCCAUGCAGAAAUUGGUCAUAAUCCUCCUAUUACGACGAAAUUAACCAGCGGAGUUCGGGGCCUUCUUUUAACUAUGACUCGUUUUUUCGAAAUGGCACUUGCUAGGAAACUUGAACGAGUGCUCGUGCUAGAAGAUGAUGCUAUUCCACACCGUCACUUUGCUUUUCAUUUUCGAAAUCUUAUGAAUGAUAGUCGAUGUGGAGGAUUCAUGCAAGAUGAUCAAAGUGGUGGCGUACUCAUGCUUGGAGCGACUGUAUGGCCAGCAGGAUGGCGUAUUCUAGAUAAAUCGAAAAAAAGAGAGAGAGGCUUAUGUCGAAAUAUUGGUACGAAAACAUUUGGAUCAUUUGCUGCUCUUUUUCAUCGAAAUACAUUCGAACCUAUUCUCAAUUGGCUCAAUACCAAUACAAAAGAUCCAUAUGACUUAAUUUUUCGUUAUCUCGCUCGUCUUGGCUAUCCUGUAAGACUCGCCAUGCCUAAUCUAAUAAUUACUGAUGUGACACAUACAUCACUUAUUGCUGAGCAUAAUGAUGAAUCCUUUCACAAUGCAUCUUACCGAGCUCAUAUUCAUCGAUGGAAUCUCAAAGACUAUAUGUUUAUAAAAUAUUCUCGUUUUUAA
Molecule: messenger RNA, 1482 nt
Organism: Adineta steineri
Lineage: Eukaryota; Metazoa; Rotifera; Eurotatoria; Adinetida; Adinetidae
Source: the annotation of a GenBank genome assembly